AUGAGGAAUCCUGUGCCAGUGGAGGGAGAGCCUCUGGGUGUGCUGGGGACCCUGGCCAUGGAGUUUGAGUGGCCCCACGAGGUGACCAAUGGGAAGUGGCUUCUCUACCUGACUGAGAUCGUCACCAAAGGAACAACUGAGACACACUGUGUCCCUCCAGGGGACAUUGUCAAUCUGCUCUACCUCACGGAAUGUUCAAAGUGGACGGCCCGCUGUGUGACGUUCACCUGUCCCUUGAUCAACAUGUCUACCUCUGCCAAGAUCAUUGUGAGGUCACGGGUCUGGAACAGCACUAUGCUAGAGGACUACAACAAUGCUUUGAGGAUCAAGGUUAGAGGUCAGGUCACACUGAAACUGGUGACAGACAUCAAGAUGGAAAGUGAGACCAGAGAGUUCAUAGUAGACAUUGACCCAGUCCUUGAAGAGGAGACACCUUGCGAGGUUCCCUUGUGGAUCAUCAUUAUUGCCGCGGUAGCAGGGAUCCUACUGUUAGGAGUCAUCAGUAUCAUACUAUGGAAAUGUGGUUUCUUCAGGAGGGCCAGCAGGCCAAGGCCCAGAAGGCUGAGAAUAAGAUCCUGCCCUCAGAGGCUGACUGAGGACUACUGA
Messenger RNA from Oncorhynchus kisutch (coho salmon), 606 nucleotides. RefSeq names its product integrin alpha-3-like. The coding region runs from base 1 to 606 and encodes 201 amino acids. Lineage: Eukaryota; Metazoa; Chordata; Actinopteri; Salmoniformes; Salmonidae. Gene Ontology annotation, molecular function: integrin binding. Gene Ontology annotation, cellular component: external side of plasma membrane; integrin complex. Gene Ontology annotation, biological process: cell adhesion mediated by integrin; cell-cell adhesion; integrin-mediated signaling pathway. The transcript has 6 exons. The record is from RefSeq and is a predicted model, not a curated record.